Messenger RNA from Puccinia triticina, 219 nucleotides. RefSeq lists its product as uncharacterized. The record is from RefSeq and is a predicted model, not a curated record. Lineage: Eukaryota; Fungi; Basidiomycota; Pucciniomycetes; Pucciniales; Pucciniaceae. The coding region runs from base 1 to 219 and encodes 72 amino acids. The transcript has a single exon.
AUGAACCAAGUGGCGGAUGGGCUGAAGGUGCUUGCAGACCAAUACCGGCUGAUCGUCGUGGUCGUCAACCAAGUCUCAGACGUCAUGGCCCCUCCCUCUUCCUCCUCUGAGCUCGCCCUUCCCCGUCCACACAAUACGAUUGUCGGUCGUCCUAGCCAGCCGGGCAGCUCAGGAAGCGCUGCAAUCCUUUUUCCCCUGUUCCCACUCUCUCCGGCAUAA